This is a messenger RNA of Dibothriocephalus latus, 888 nucleotides long. Lineage: Eukaryota; Metazoa; Platyhelminthes; Cestoda; Diphyllobothriidea; Diphyllobothriidae. The record is from the annotation of a GenBank genome assembly.
AUGCAGAAGAAGCAUGCUAAGCUGACUGGCAGGCGGUUUUCCAAUCGGAAGCGACAUUCAAGUUAUGCCACAUCCACUGUGCCCGGCAGUCCAGAGGAAACAAAACUAUCUUUGAAUAGGGGAAAGAACUUUUUUGCGAACAGUGUAGGAGGAGAGGAUACUGUAGCCGUAUCCGAUAAAGACAAAUUAGGCCAUGACACGGAGCGGUGUGCCUCAAAAGAUGAUGACGUUUUCGCUAACAGUGCUAUAGUAACUGAAGGUGCGAAUUCUCCUAUUUCGGAAGAGGCAAAUAUGACUCCGAACGCGACAGAAGAAACUAAGUCCAAUGAAGGUGCACAUUCAGGCGGUGAAAUAUGGCGGUACAGUCCGGCUAAAGUCAACACAUUGUCUCCCUUGCCUCUAGAACGAUUGCAUCGCAAUUGCUCUGUAAGAUUCAACCAGCAGCAGGAAGACAAACCAUCCCAUCAAGUGGUGGAACGAUUGCCAGCAAACUCCUCUAUAUCCCAACAGGACGGCAAUCAGAUAGCUUUGCAACCUGCUAUUGUUCGCCACAAACAAGGGUUCCGGCGUGCCGACCAUAGAUCUUCUGCAACGAGGCUGCAUAGCCAUCGCCUCUCUAUAAAGUCCUUUAAGGACACUUCACUGUUUCAAAACAUGAAGAUGGCGGGCAUGCUGUUUGUGGUCGCGAUCGUCUAUAUCCUCACUUUUAUUCCAGCAAUGCUUAUGGCAUCAGAAAUCAUCACUCUGUUUCUCCCAAUAUUUUACCUCUAUUAUGUAAAUAAUGCUGUUAAUCCUAUCAUCUACUGUUUCAUGAACCCGAACUUCCGAGAAGACAUUCGAAAUUUUUGUAAAUUGCGCACAUGCUUUUUGCGAAGACAAAGGCGUUGA